AUGGUUUUCAGCUUCAUUCUUCCAACCACCUCACAUCUUUCAUUCCAAACCUUCCUUUCGUCAAGUACUCAUCCUUCUUUACCUCAAUCGGCUUCUACCACCCGUCAUGCACUGCAACUCGCACUCAAGACACACAAGCGCUUACCCCGCGGACCCCAGCAGGACUCCCACCUCUCCACCGUCCUCACCACGCUGAACGAUUAUCUGCCAUACCUUCUCGCUAUAUCACAUGGCCUCAGUGGGAAGCCUGUGGAAAGUAGCACGGGGAAUCAAGAGGAGAUUGAAAUCGUUCUCCAUAAAGAGAUCGAAACGGAAUGGCGCGCCACUCUAACCUCUAAUUCCCUCUCCUUGCGAGGCCGCCAGAAAACCGGCCGAGUCCAAGGCCAUGGAAUUGAUUUCGAGAUUGGUUUUGUCUUGACUACAUUAGGUUAUGUCUUGAGCAGUCUGGCCCGGUCAGGCGUCGUACGGACUCUUUAUGCCUCUACCACCCCAUCUGCCGAACAGCGCACUGCGGCCGUUCAAACAGCCACCAAAUACCUCCUCCAAGCCAGCUCUGUACAUUCUCUCCUCCUCACGUCGCCUUCUUUUGCAAAUACUACCCGCACACUAGCUGCGGGGUUAAACGUGCCAGAUCUCGAUCCGGCGACACAGUCGGCCCUCUCGUCUCUUGCACUUGCCGAAGCCACUUUGCUGGCCGUGUUGAAAGACGAUUCAUAUGUCACCGCCUGUAUCCAGGCUCGCAACCCCAAUGACAAGGACUGGAUGGUUCGAGCACCGGAGAUCCCCAAAGUACGGGCGCUCCUCUUUGCCCGGCUGUGUGUUCGAGCAGCUGAAUAUGGGGAGCAAGCAGCUGCUGGGUUAGGCGCGGUUAGUGCAGAGGGGAAGACCGGGGUAGCUGAUGAUCUUAUCCGGUACGCGCGUGUGCUGGGUAGGGUAGCGCGGGCACGUGCCUGUCGGUUCUUUGGGGUGGAUGCGGAGUUGGUAGGGAAGAUUGGGGAGGGGAUUGCAUGGCUGCGGGCAGCCAAGGGGGCACUGGGACUGAAGAGUGCGGCACCUGGAGAGAAAGAAACACCUACAAAAAGCAGAGGAGGCUUCUCAAAGUUGAAACGGGAAUGGGCUGAACGACGAGAAGGGCGUAAGAUGGAGAAGGACGCUGGCAAUAGAGAUCGGGGCGAGAAAGGCGAGCUUGAUCCUGGCGAUGAUGCAGGACGAGAGGAAGAGGGACGAGUUAUUGAGAUGUUGGAGACAAAAUGGGUGCGGAUGAAUGAUACCAUCAAUACGCAAUUGAUUCCACCAUCUACAGAUCUCCUGGCAAACUUGCCUUCGGGUCGAGAUAUCCAUUCACCUCCAGGUCCGUACAAGCUCCCAUCUCUCGAUGAAGAUCACCUCGUGAGGAUGCGAGCACCACCCACGGAGGAAGACUUUGGACCUGGAAGUGAUAUUGAUGAUAGUGACGAUGAAGCUGCUGCACCUACGCGAGACACGCCUUCUACGGUGCCUGAGCGGAGUGAAAGUGCUUAUUAUUGA
Molecule: messenger RNA, 1527 nt
Organism: Aspergillus wentii DTO 134E9
Lineage: Eukaryota; Fungi; Ascomycota; Eurotiomycetes; Eurotiales; Aspergillaceae
Product: pH-signaling protein PalC
Exons: 2
Coding region: 1-1527 (508 amino acids)
Biological process (GO): cellular response to pH
Cellular component (GO): plasma membrane
Source: RefSeq, a predicted model, not a curated record